CUCAUUCCCGUCCAAAUUUCUGCAGAAUCACCCACAGUUCAACUCACACUCAAUCACAGUCCGCACCGGAGCUCAGAGCGGCGACGCAAUGGCGGCUGCGAUCGGAGCUCUACCGUCUCUGUAUGCCGGCGCUGGCGAGAGGAUCGACGGUGCUGCCGCCAGCAAGAUGUCGUACCGGAGACUGUCGUUCGCUUCAUCUAAUCUCUCCGGCGAUAAGCUGCUGCCAUUGAAUUCUCCACGGAUGCGUUCAGGAGAGAAAGCCUCCGCUGUUCGGAAUGCUCCGUUUAUCGUUUCUCCUAAGGCUGUUUCCGAUUCACAAAAUUCGCAGACUUGUCUCGACCCUGAAGCUAGCAAAAGUGUCUUGGGUAUUAUCCUUGGAGGCGGUGCCGGGACGCGGCUUUAUCCUCUUACUAAGAAGCGGGCGAAGCCUGCUGUUCCACUCGGAGCAAAUUAUCGCCUGAUUGAUAUCCCAGUGAGCAACUGCUUGAACAGCAAUAUUUCCAAGAUUUAUGUUCUCACACAAUUCAACUCUGCUUCACUUAAUCGUCACCUCUCACGAGCAUAUGCAAGUAACUUGGGUGGAUACAAAAACGAAGGCUUCGUGGAAGUUCUUGCUGCUCAGCAAAGCCCAGAGAACCCCAAUUGGUUCCAGGGUACUGCUGAUGCAGUGAGGCAAUAUCUGUGGCUUUUUGAGGAGCACAAUGUUCUUGAGUUCCUAAUUCUUGCUGGUGAUCACCUAUACCGAAUGGACUAUGAGAGGUUCAUUCAAGCACACAGAGAAACAGAUGCAGACAUCACAGUUGCUGCAUUGCCGAUGGACGAGCAACGUGCAACUGCUUUUGGCCUCAUGAAGAUUGAUGAAGAAGGAAGGAUUACUGAAUUCGCAGAGAAACCAAAAGGAGAACAGUUGAAAUCUAUGAAGGUUGAUACCACUAUUUUAGGUCUUGAUGAUGAGAGAGCUAAAGAGAUGCCUUACAUUGCAAGUAUGGGGAUUUAUGUGGUUAGCAAAGAUGUGAUGCUCAAUCUACUUCGAGAAAAGUUCCCAGGAGCUAAUGAUUUUGGAAGUGAAGUUAUUCCUGGUGCAACCGCGCUUGGAUUGAGAGUUCAAGCUUAUUUGUUUGAUGGCUACUGGGAAGACAUCGGUACAAUUGAAGCCUUCUAUAAUGCCAAUUUGGGUAUUACUAAGAAGCCAGUGCCAGACUUCAGCUUCUAUGACCGAUCAGCUCCAAUCUACACUCAACCUCGUUAUUUACCUCCUUCCAAAAUGCUUGAUGCUGAUGUUACAGACAGUGUCAUUGGUGAAGGUUGCGUGAUAAAGAACUGUAAAAUUCAUCACUCUGUGGUUGGACUUAGAUCAUGUAUUUCAGAAGGUGCAAUUAUAGAAGAUACGUUGCUGAUGGGAGCAGAUUACUAUGAGACGGAUGCUGACAGAAGGCUUCUGGCUGCAAAGGGAAGUGUUCCAAUUGGGAUCGGCAAGAACUCCCACAUUAAAAGGGCAAUCAUUGACAAGAAUGCUCGUAUCGGCGAUAAUGUUAAGAUCGUCAACAGUGACAACAUUCAAGAAGCGGCCAGGGAAAGUGAUGGAUAUUUCAUAAAGAGUGGAAUUGUGACGAUAAUCAAGGACGCAUUGAUUCCCAGCGGUACCGUCAUCUAAGACUAGAUAUGUGUUUAAGAGUGGUUCAGGUAUAUCUGCCUUUCAUACACAGUUUUCGGCCUAAGGACCUUUUGCAAUAGGGUGAUUGAAAGCGUUGCUCUUCUCGGCUGGUUUUACCAUUUAGAAUCUUUAUUUUAUGUACAUUGUUAUUAUUAUCAUCCUCCUUGCCUGCAACUCUUGAGAGAUACAUUAUGUAUUGUGUUAGCACUUAGUUUAAAUUCAAAUAACAAGGUAGG
Molecule: messenger RNA, 1890 nt
Organism: Cuscuta europaea
Lineage: Eukaryota; Viridiplantae; Streptophyta; Magnoliopsida; Solanales; Convolvulaceae
Source: the annotation of a GenBank genome assembly